This is a messenger RNA of Dicentrarchus labrax (European seabass), 2653 nucleotides long. RefSeq names its product cytospin-B-like. The record is from RefSeq and is a predicted model, not a curated record. Gene Ontology annotation, molecular function: protein binding. Bases 595 to 2382 code for a protein of 595 amino acids. The transcript has 12 exons. NCBI's taxonomy places the organism in Eukaryota, Metazoa, Chordata, Actinopteri, Moronidae.
UGCAUUUAAAGAUAAUUAACCUCCAGCUGGUGUGACCGCUUCCUCUAACAGCAGCAGCGGUGUUUUAAUUCAACAGACUGAACACAUUAUUCAGUCUUUUUGACUCGUUACUUUGUGUGAAAAACAUUAUUCCCAAACAUUAAAAUUAUGCCACUGACAACACUCAUGUCGUCCAUGCAACGUGCAGCUGCUGCGCAACCGAUUUGUUUCUGCCUCCUUCUCUGCUUUUUGUCGCAUUGGAUUUAAAGGCGAAGCAGAGUUAUUGAGGGGAUAUUGGACCCAAGUUAGAGAUGCUGUCCGCCUCUCUAUAGCUGCAUGGUGAAUAUGGGAUAUCGGGGAAACAUGAAUGUCAGCAACGCGGACAGGAACAGUGUACUCCGGUGAUUUUUCUUUGGGGAGACGGUGCUCAGAUAUACCCCCCGACGGUGGGAGGUCGAGACACCCAGAGAAGAAGCCCGCUGGACGGACAGCCGGGGACCCAACCUGGAGGGCGUCCAGCUGGCAGGCUGAGCAGACAGCAGAGGGGCCUUACAAAACAGAGGACGCAUUGAAGGACACUGGGCAGCCUGUCCACAUACCCACCCCUGCUGGAUCAUGGGUAACCACACUGGCAAAGACAGCCAUGGCACUACAGGUUCUCCUUUAGAUUUUUUCCACACGCCUCCUACCACGCCCUCAGAGGCAGAGCUGACUGCCAUGGCCUUAUCCUCUGCAGCGUCCUCUAAUAAGACACAGACGCCAUCACCAGCCGGCAGCGCCACCCCCUGCACCACCUCUCCAGUUCCAGACUGGACACAGAAACUGUCCACUCCCUCAGAAUGGGCUGUGAUAAGUGUAGACCGUGUCACCAGCUCAGAGACGAACGUGAGCGAUGCAGCAGCGAGGCACAGGAAGGAAGCGAGCACCCCGGGCAGCCCGAUGUCUCUGCCCCUGUCCAGAGAGUCGCCUUCAGAGCAGAGCUGGCAGGAGCGCGAUAGUGGACUGGAGCCGCAGGCUGCAGCAGAGAGAGCCGGAGAGGAGAUGACCCUGGUUUUACUCAGUCUGAUGGAGCACUACAGGACCUCUUUAGGCCUGAGCCCCAACGCUGAUGUUACCACAGGAGCAGUAGAGCUGCUCAGGCUUUUGAUAACACAGAAAGAUGAGCUGGUCGAGGAAGUGGAAACGCUGAGGGAGACACUCAGGACGGAGAGGUUGGAGUGGCAUCAGUUCCAGUGUGACCUGCAGGUCGCGGUGUCGGUGGCCGACCGGCUGCGGGUCGAGUCGGAGCAGGCUCUGGAUUUGCUCCAGGAGAGCCACAGGGCUGUGGAGGACAAGUUGGCUCAGGCCCUCAACAGACAGCAGGAGAAGGACCGAGAGCUGGAGAGUCUGAGAGCGGAGCACGGAGACGUCUGCCUCAAAUUAACUGAACUCACCCUGCAGCAGCAGCAGGAGCGGGCCGAGCUGGACGCUCUGAGGAACGCAUGCAGGGUGAAAGACGUAACAGAUUGUGAACAACAGACAGAGAGACAAGACUCUGAGGAGGGGCAGGGGGAGGAAACACAGGAAGUCGUGGAGGAGAAACCCAAGGAAGUCGAAGCUGACCCUGACGCUAAAAAUGCUGAAAAGCAAAAAACGGACAACGAAACAGAUCAAGAGGUGGAUGCGAAAGUUGUGGAUAAUGAUCCCGAGGAGGCAAAUGGAUCAGAGAGCACGCAGCUGACGGGGAAAGGGGUGGCGGAGGGAUACCUUCGCAGUCUGGCUGCCCUGGAGAAGAAGAAAGAAGGGGGACAUGGGCAGAGAGAUCCAAGGAGGAUUGUGAUGCUGUGUGAAAGAUCUUGGAGUCUCUCUCGUCUCCCACUCCCGACGAACUCCUCCAGUGAAAAUGGGACCUCAAAAAACACAAGCUCAACAUUACCGCUAUGCAAGAAAGAAGAGCCACCAAAACAGAGAAGGAUGGACCGCAUCUUACAGAGACAGGACAGCUGGUCCAGCUUUUACACGGGAAAACAGGAUGAAGACCAAAGCUUAGAUUCCAUCAAACCUCAAGAUGGUUUCAGUGCUCUGCUGAGGCGUCAUGGCGGCUCCAGAAGAAACUCCCUGCUGCGCUGGUGCCAGACUCGCACCCAAGGUUAUAAGAAUAUUGAGAUCACAAACUUCAGCAGCAGCUGGGAGGACGGCUUGGCGUUCUGUGCCGUUUAUCACACAUAUUUACCAACUCUCGUCCCGUACGACACCCUCAACCCAGCAGACAAGAAGGACAAUCUGGACCUUGCUUUUAAGACGGGGGAGAGUGUGGGAAUCACAGCCGCACUGACGGUGGGGGAGAUGCUGAAGGCAGACGGGCCGGACUGGCAGAAGGUGCUGAGUUACGUCGAAAGCAUUUUCCGUCACUUUGAGAUGUGAAGGCGUCGCCUCUCGUCUCGCUCUUCCGCCUGGUUCUUUUCCAUCGUUGUGACUGGAGGCAAAGGACUGAAACACUGUUUAACACAAGAUGGCGCUCUACCCGUAAUGAAGUGGUCAGCCAGGCAAUAUUAAGAUUUUAUGACAUGAUUUUAUGAAUCAAUACAAUGUCCUUCACACAGAAACCAAAUGUAUUAGUAUUUUUAUUUUUCUACAUAUUGUCUAUUCAGAUCCAAAAAGCUGCUGGGUGAUAAUGCACUUUGUCAGAUUUAAA